This is a messenger RNA of Electrophorus electricus (electric eel), 4542 nucleotides long. It is a transcript of the gene rufy3, whose product is annotated as RUN and FYVE domain containing 3. Gene Ontology annotation, biological process: regulation of axonogenesis. Gene Ontology annotation, cellular component: cytoplasm. Gene Ontology annotation, molecular function: metal ion binding. The record is from RefSeq and is a predicted model, not a curated record. NCBI's taxonomy places the organism in Eukaryota, Metazoa, Chordata, Actinopteri, Gymnotiformes, Gymnotidae.
CAUUCGUCGCUUGCGAACUCAGUGAGUAAACAUCAUGAGCAACGUCCAAAAACAAAAAUGUGUCCGGAUGACACAUUUUGUGAAAUUACUUACUGCUACAUAACUGAACGAAGAAGAAAAAAAAUCAUCAUUUUAGUAAAUACAACAGACAGUGAAUUUCACCUGUGGAUCCCUUUUUAAUACUUUUGAUUUGUGAAUGUAACAGUUUACCGUGCAUGUCUCAGCAGGCGAUGUCUUGACAAACCUAGAUAGUGUGUAAGUGUGCACGAAUGGCCCUUGAGCUGAGAGCAGUUACUGUGGUAAUAAUAUUAGUUACUUAAUUCAGUUUUUGCAUUUUCUUCCUUAUGUUGGUUCAUGUGGCUGUAUUUGCUAGCAGUGAGAUUAUUGUUCUAAUGUUUGUGCAUGACAUGGAAAAAUCAGACAGGUUAUUAAUUAUCAAACAGAAUGAUACAUUUUUGUGUCAUGAUUUGUGCAGGUACUGUCUACAGUUUUCAUAUAUGGGCAAUACUCAUUUUAAUGGUUUGAGACAUGAAUUGCCAGGACCUGAGCAAUUUGUAUAGUUGCAGCAGAAACCCUCUGUUUAAACAGUUAAUGUAGUUCACACUUAAAAAAAAAAAAAAAGAAAAUAAAAGAAACUCUUAGCAUUACCAACCAUGUCAACAAAUUAAAGCUUCCUAAAAUUGUGUAGAAUUUUCUUUUAAACCCUUUAAAUCAGGUCAGGGUUUUCCAAAUUAAUCUUUUACUGCCAUAUUUUCUUGUAUUCAUGUAUGUGAGCUUGUAUUUUUUUGUUUUUAACUUUUUAUGGCUUAAAUGACAACCUGGCACUUGUGAAACAUUGUGUAUUGAUUGUCUAAAGUCUGAUGGUGAGCAGUUUUCUACCUAGUACCGGUUUAGUCUUAGAAUGUCUGCCACUGUUACACAAAUAAAAUUAGAGUAAACGGUAGAUGAUUUCUCACUUGGGGUCUGUUUACUGCCAUUUAUUUAUUUAAUUGAUGAGCAUUGAUUUUUCCUUUAAAAAACAUAGCAUGAUCAUCAUUAUUUGUCCUAAAUAAGUUUCUUGAUUGUAGUUACCCACUAGCUUGAAUCACCAGCUUGGUGCUGCGAAUGGGUUGCACUCACAACUUGAUUAGUCUUGCCUGCACCCCUUUCUCAGGCAGCCUCUCAGAACUAAGAGAAAUAGAUCACAGAUGAGCACACUCCUGCAUCAGCCUGCCCCUGGAGAAUUCAUCUCUCUACGCUUGCACCAUCUGCUCACGUGAUUCCCACAAUUCCUGCUUAACAUCACGGCAGCCAUCUUGGUCGACACCCACUUGGUUGCAAGAGCACAGCCAAUUAGCCUGAGCAGGGGGCUGUGCAGGGAGAGAGAGAGAGAGAGAGAGAGAGAAAGAAAGAGAAAGAGGUCCAUCGGGAUUGUUUCUCUGCCGCUGAGCCUCUUGUAGCAUCUCAGUCCUCUGGCUGUGCUGAGUCGGACCAAAGGGCAGGGCAGCCUUUAUCCGGAUUUUCUCGACUCGCUUGGGGGGGGGGUGGGAAACGAGGGGGCAAUCCCGCCCGCUCGCGCUGGAGAAGAAAAGCCUUGCAGGCUGCAGCAAUCCCUGCCUCCAUUCCUGCUCGGGCCCAUUGUUUUGCUUGCCUUUCUCUUCUCUCGUUCUUUCCGCCAUUCUCGUGAGGACUAAAACCAGGAGCCAGAGUGGUGCGCUUACACACCCCUACCCCUGCGUCCACUUAAUUGCCGAUCCACCCCACGUUCGGGUUGUUGGUGAGGACUACCAUCACGGGCGGUGUUGUCAUUGUUGCCGUCGUCGUCAUUGUCGUUCCCUCCGCUAUCAGCUGAGUCACCAUGGCCGAUCUGACGCCCCAGAGUGAGGCCCCCACCCCCACCACCGACAAGAUCACGCAGGCCGCGCGGGAGACCAUCUACCUGUGCAACUUCCGCGUGUCAGUGGACGGCGAGUGGCUAUGCCUGCGUGAGCUCAACGACAUCUCGCUCACGCCCGACCCCGAGCCGGCGCACGAAGACUCAUGGGAGGAUUUGACUGAAUUGGUGGAGCAUAUGCAAAUGCUUGAUGAGUUCAAAGAUCCCAAGGACCCUAUCGCCAUCGAGAGGCUUAACCUCAUGAACAUGGCCAAGCUGAGCAUCAAGGGCCUUAUUGAGUCUGCCCUCAACCUGGGUCGCACACUGGAUUCGGAUUACGCCCCCCUGCAGCAGUUUUUUGUGGUGAUGGAACAUUGCCUGAAGCACGGACUCAAAAGUAAGAAGACGUUCCUAGGUCAGAACAAAUCCUUCUGGGGCCCUCUGGAACUGGUGGAGAAGCUGACUCCAGAAGCUGGUGAGAUCACAGCCAGCGUCAAAGACCUUCCAGGGCUCAAAACUCCUUUAGGAAGAGGCCGAGCAUGGCUGCGGCUGGCCCUGAUGCAGAAGAAGCUCUCAGACUACAUGAAGACCAUUAUCAACAGAAAGGACCUUUUAAGUGAGUUCUAUGAGCCCAAUGCUCUGAUGAUGGAGGAAGAAGGAGCUGUAAUCGCUGGAUUGUUGGUGGGACUCAAUGUCAUUGAUGCCAAUUUGUGCAUGAAGGGAGAAGACCUUGAUUCCCAGGUUGGGGUGAUAGACUUUUCCAUGUAUCUAAAAGAUGGAGGCCACAGUAGCAAGAGCACAGAGGGUGAUGGCCAGAUCACUGCUAUCCUUGACCAGAAGAAUUAUGUUGAGGAACUCAACAGACAUUUAAGUGCUUCUGUGAAUAACCUACAAGCCAAAGUGGAUGCACUAGAAAAGUCUAACACAAAACUAACAGAGGAGCUUGCAGUUGCAAACAACAGAAUCAUCACUUUGCAAGAGGAUGUGGAGAGGGUGAAGGAAGAAAGCUCUUACCUUGUGGAGUCCAGUCGCAAGGCGUCAAGGCCAGACGGAACUGCGGAUGGCCAAGUACUUGGAGAGACCCGAAAGCAGCUCAAAGAGGAGACUCAGCUCCGGCUGGAUGUUGAGAAGGAGCUGGAGGUGCAGAUAGGCAUGAGGCAGGAGAUGGAGCUGUCUAUGAAGAUGUUGGAGAAGGACAUCUGUGAGAAGCAUGACGCACUGGUGGAACUUCGACAGCAGCUAGACGACCUGCGCAGACUCAACCAUGAGCUCUCCCACAAGUCGCAGAGCUCAGAGAUCAGUGUGAAACAGAAGAAUGAGAUUGUCAGUCGCUUGGAAGAGAAAACAAACCAGAUGGCAGCCACUAUCAAACAGCUGGAGAGCAGAUGUAAGCAGGUGGAGCGGCAGAGGGACCUGGCCGAGGAGGCCACCAGGCUGUUCAAGCAGGAGUUUGGGGACAAGAUCGAGAGUCUGCAGCAAGAGGUGGAGCAGUUACUGAAGCAGAGGAAUGGCUUGGAACAGGAGCUGAAAAAGGAGCGCGAGAGACGGGGAGGCCAGUGUUCUCAUGCUCCUACGGGGAAAACCCCAUCGCCGCGGCCAAGAGACGCGAGACAGCAUGCUGAGAACAUCCGAAAGGAACUGGAAGCAGUGAUGCAAGAGAGAGACGCACUCCAAAAUGCACUGGAUGAGAAAAGUCUCACCUCAAGUUUGUCACUUUCACAUGAAGAUGAACAGGGUCAGUCUUUUCAUGAAGAUCCAGAGCCUUCCAUCUGCCCAAUGUGCCAAUGUGCAGAAUCCCUAACCAGGCCUAAGCGCGAGUGCAAAAACUGCAAGGGUGUGUUCUGCGAAAUCUGCGUGACCAAUGAACUGCCGCUUCCGUCUUCCAUCGACCUGCAGCAGGUGUGCGACACUUGCCACUCCCGUCUGCUGCAGCAGUAUGCCUCAAGCCCUUCCUGAGCACACAGACGACAUCAGUAAAGGAGAACAAUUGGAGGACCUCUGUCUUUGAUCUCACAUUUUGAAUGUUUGCACCAAAUACUCAACUGGCUGGCUUUUUUUAAUGCUUGCUGAAAAGGGAUUGUUUUAAGUGUAAUUUGUUACUUGGGUCAUAUGUUCUUUGAAUUCAGUUAAAAGGCUUGAGCUUGUCCACCGAGUGGGCUUAAGCAGUUCUACGUGAGGUGUGUGCAAAGUCGAUUUUGUGCUUGUCAUGUGAUUCUCUUUAAAGAUGAUAUGUUGUGGAACCAAGACAAAUAGAACACACUUCUUGGCUGCUCCCCAGGGUGAAAUAUUUAAUUCUACAGAUUUAAUUUUAAUUUUACUGUUUUAUAUAGAGAAUAUACUGUUUUUAGCAUCAUGUCUUGACAGGCUUGAGCUGCCUUGUAUAGUUUCUGCUGGUGAUCAUGAUCAUAGCUUAUAUUUUAUGGAGCCAAAUGAUUGUUUACAUGUUACGUAAUUUUAAAGUGCAUUUAUUUUAUUACAACUUACUUUUGAAGUAAGCAUGUUUAGAUUAAUUACUUAUGUAUUUAAAAGGCUUCAGGGGCUGUGUGAGGCUCCACUGACCUGUCAUGCUGAAAGAAUGCAAAUAUAACAUCGCUAAACUUUCUUGUUUAACUUGAUUCUAAUAAAGACCUCAAUUCAGUUGCACAAAUAUCUUAGUGUAAACACAUGGCAAAUAAAUGUAAGAUUUCAUA